UCAUCAGCAGCAGCAGCAGCAGCAACAACAACAACGACAACAUUUCAAGGCAAACUAAAGACAAAACGAGAAGACCUUAAAGAAGAGUGGGGAACCAAAGGAAUGACACGCAUCCGGUUUGAAAAUUCCAACCAGAAACUGACAGAGGAGGAGGAGACGUAGACGAAGCGAGCAGAGAGAAGGAGACAAACCGAAACCCAAAAAAAAAAAAAAGAAACAGCAAAGCUGCUGCCCAAGGAAUUCAAACACUUGAAAUUAACAGAAACAGCAACCACACAGCUUCAUCUUCGUAAGGAUAGGAAAACAGGUCGAGGGAACGUAGGGACGAAAGGACGAUCGGACGAACGGACUGGUGGACGGGUGGACAAUGGAGCUAGAAUAUUUCAGAGCCGUCUCUCUCUAUCGCCGUCGUUCGUAUGAGCAAUGUGCAGAGAUGUGCAACGCCCUAUUGCAGUCUGGUCACGAAAACAAUGUUCAAAUGUUUGCCACCAACGAAAAGGAGGAUGAGGAGGAGGAUCAGGCAGCAGCAACAACAACUACGGCGGCAGGAGGAGGGGAAACUAACAGCAGCAGCAGCAGAUACGGUAGCAAUUUGCAACGCAUUGGCCCCAGGCGAAGAAACGAACCUCGACGAGCAGGUGGAGACAAUGCCAUGCCCACAUGGCUGAUGGAGGGCGUUUGGCAAUUAAAAAUGCGUGCCCUAACCCAGCGUGUCUAUUUGGAUGACUUGGAGGCAGACGAUGUGGCCGGCAAUGAGGCCCAAGAGGAAGUGGAAUUCGAGAGAAUAGCCACCGCUGCCCGACCAGGCAGUAGCAUCAAGACAGCUUUCCAGCCGCGUCCAUCGACCAGUCAGCUAAUGAAGAAUCGACAUUCUAGUGAUGGGCGGCUUAACAGCACCACGUCGAGACCCACUUCAGCGGCCGCAGUGGCUCGGCCGGGCACUAGUUUGAGUCGUCCUGGUUCGGCAUCUCGCCCGGUAUCACGUUGUGGCACCGCUGCUCGGGUUAGAAGCACCUCGGCCACGGCAUUCAAUGUGGCCGAUGCCACAUCAAAGUUAUAUCAGGCAUCCAGAUUGAAUCCAACCAUUUAUGCCGAACGUCAGACCUUGGUCAAGGCCUUGUUUCAAUUUCUCUACUAUCACGAGGCGGAUGUGCAGAAGGCCUAUUCCUUGUGUCAGGCCGUCAUGGAGGUGCAAAGGCAAAGGCCAUCGAAUCCCAGUGAGCCUUCACCCCGUUUCGAUUGGUGGUGGCAACAGCAAAUGGGCCGUUGCCUCUUGGCCCUCAACUACCCGCGACGUGCGGAGCCCUGUCUAUUGCAAUCCUUGAAUGUUUUUCCUCACCCGGACACAUAUUUGUUGCUAUCACGUGUCUAUCAGAGGCUUAAACAACCGGAAAGGGCUCUAAUUCUUAUUGGCCAGAUAGUGGAGCAGAGACCCUUUGAUAUCACCUACAGAUUGGAGCAGGCACGCGUCUAUCAGAGCAUGGGAGAACCGAAGCAGGAAGAUGCCUUGCAACUCUAUCGUUUGGUGGCCAAACUUCAGCCCAUAAAUAUCGAAGCAUUGGCCAAUAUUGCCAUGAACUAUUUCUAUGAUAACAAUCCGGAAAUGGCUCUUAUGUAUUAUCGUCGCAUCCUGUCGCUAGGCGUUCACUCUGUUGAGCUUUACUGUAAUAUAGCUCUCUGUUGCCUCUAUGGCGGACAAAUUGAUUUGGUCUUACCCUGUUUCCAGAGAGCUUUGGCCUUGGUAACAUCAGCAUCGACAUCCUCGCUGGCCGAACAACGCGCCGAUGUUUGGUAUAAUCUUAGCUUUGUGGCUUUAACUUCUGGUGAUUUCCUGCUGGCCCGAAGAUGUCUCCAGCUCUGUCUCACCUCAGAUGCUCGACACGGAGCUGCCUUGAACAAUUUGGCCGUAUUAUCUGCUCAAAAUGGUGAUGUAAUGGCAGCUAAAUCGUAUCUAACUGCCGCCCAAGAUGUGGCACCCGAUUCAUUGGAAGUAUCCAGCAAUAUUCAGUUUAUGGACUUGCACUAUAAGUUGUAA
Messenger RNA from Drosophila willistoni, 2035 nucleotides. RefSeq names its product tetratricopeptide repeat protein 8 (gene BBS8). NCBI's taxonomy places the organism in Eukaryota, Metazoa, Arthropoda, Insecta, Diptera, Drosophilidae. Gene Ontology annotation, cellular component: non-motile cilium; BBSome; ciliary basal body. The record is from RefSeq and is a predicted model, not a curated record. Gene Ontology annotation, biological process: non-motile cilium assembly. The transcript is spliced from 2 exons. Gene Ontology annotation, molecular function: protein binding. The coding region runs from base 368 to 2035 and encodes 555 amino acids.